AUGCGCUUGAGCGCCAAAAUCAACGAGGGUGUGGUUUAUGGACUGCUGGAGUUGACGCCAGAGCUUGAAGAGGCUUUACGAUCCGGAUGUCUUUAUUUGCGGUCAGAUAAAAGCCGUGAGUCGGUUGCUGCAUGCACUGAAACCCAGACAUUUUCGGUGCGACGUUUGAACCAGACAAACACGCUCCUUUUAAGCACGCAGGAUGGCGACGAUAUAACUGCGUUCGGAACUUCCUCCAAUCUAUUAGAGCCUAUUUUGUCGAGUGGAAGUGUUGACUUGCCGUCUAUCGCUGUUUACCGUCGACAAAAUACUUUUGGCCCAUCGGAGACUAUGGAGGAGCUACAAAACCGCUCAAUGUGCUCGGCAGCGGAGUUCAGAUCUAUUUGUGAAGAAAACGCUGUCUUUGAAUACUGCGGCAAAGUCUGCAAACUGGAAGAUGAGACGAUCUACUUUAUCGUAAACGAGCUUAUUUCGACCAUCAUUGGCGAAGGUCUGGGUCUCACGGCACGUUUCGAAGAAGUUGUAGAAGUCAGCGGUACCCAAGAAUGCAAGGAAGCUGUUGAAGCAGUUUACAAACUAUUUUACGAUGACGAAAUGGGCCAGAUUGAUACAAAUAAAGCUGCCGUUUGGAUAGGCCGCUAUCUUCUUGGAAAUCUAGCAGGGGAGGUUACUGCUUACGACUUUAUGAAACAAUGGCAACAUAAAACGCCAGUUCAUCUGCAAUUGGAUAUAACAAAGCUCGAGGGUCACUUUUUCGAACCGAGAAAAGGGGUGAUCAGAUCUUUGAGUGUUGACAAGCUCAGUAAAGACCCCAGAGUACGUUUCCAACAGCUUUUCCAACUCAAAAACGAAUGGGAUCUUGAUGAAAUGGGCCCAUUCAUUCGCGAUCUCAUGAAUAUUAAUAGCAAACUCGAAAACUGGGUCCUAAAAUACGCUCGACGGGUCAAGAAAGACGGACACGUCUUUAUUCUUCCACGUAAAUUAUAG
Messenger RNA from Wickerhamiella sorbophila, 987 nucleotides. Its product is annotated as Sister chromatid cohesion protein DCC1. The transcript has a single exon. Gene Ontology annotation, biological process: maintenance of mitotic sister chromatid cohesion; mitotic sister chromatid cohesion. The record is from RefSeq and is a predicted model, not a curated record. Bases 1 to 987 code for a protein of 328 amino acids. Gene Ontology annotation, cellular component: chromosome, centromeric region; chromatin; nucleus. NCBI's taxonomy places the organism in Eukaryota, Fungi, Ascomycota, Dipodascomycetes, Dipodascales, Trichomonascaceae.